Messenger RNA from Ilex paraguariensis (yerba mate), 312 nucleotides. The record is from the annotation of a GenBank genome assembly. NCBI's taxonomy places the organism in Eukaryota, Viridiplantae, Streptophyta, Magnoliopsida, Aquifoliales, Aquifoliaceae.
AUGGUUGAAAAAGUAGCAAGGGUUGCUGGGCAGAGGAGGCAGACUUGGAGGUUUCUGUUACAAGCUGUGACGAAUUGGCAGGUUGUGCAAAACACAAGGAGCAAAAGUCAGAUGGGUGAGACCAUUAAUGACGAUUUAUACAAGAUUUUUCAACAGGACUACCGACCUGUAGGUUCUCCCUGUUUCGAAGGUGCUUGUGAGAAUUUCAUCAUUAGCAGUGCUGGAUACGACCCGGUGCUUGCAGGUCUGACUGUUGCCUUCUCUCCAACAGCUGCUUCAAUCAGUAUGAAGUCUGACUACAAGACUUCUUAG